Molecule: messenger RNA, 3454 nt
Organism: Acomys russatus (golden spiny mouse)
Lineage: Eukaryota; Metazoa; Chordata; Mammalia; Rodentia; Muridae
Gene: Crim1
Product: cysteine rich transmembrane BMP regulator 1
Exons: 17
Coding region: 16-3135 (1039 amino acids)
Cellular component (GO): extracellular region
Molecular function (GO): serine-type endopeptidase inhibitor activity; protein binding
Source: RefSeq, a predicted model, not a curated record
CGGCGGCACAGGAGGAUGUACUUGGUGGCGGGGGGCAGGGGGCUGGCCGGCUGCGGGCACCUCUCGGUCUCGCUGCUGGGGCUGCUGCUGCUGCUGGCGCGCUCAGGCACCCGGGCGCUGGUCUGCCUGCCCUGUGACGAGUCCAAGUGCGAGGAGCCUCGGAGCUGCCCGGGGAGCAUCGUGCCGGGCGUCUGCGGCUGCUGCUACAUGUGCGCCCGCCAGAGGAACGAGAGCUGCGGUGGAGCCUAUGGGCUCCAUGGAGCCUGCGACCGGGGGCUGCGCUGUGUCAUCCGCCCCCCGCUCAAUGGCGACUCCAUCACCGAGUACGAAGUGGGCGUCUGUGAAGACGAGGCCUGGGACGAUGACCAGCUGCUUGGUUUUGAACCCUGCAAUGAGAAUCUUAUCUCGGGCUGCAAUAUAAUCAAUGGGAAAUGCGAAUGUGACACCAUCCGAACCUGCAACAAUCCCUUUGAGUUUCCAAGGAAGGAUAUGUGCCUUUCAGCAUUAAAGAGGAUCGAAGAAGAGAAGCCAGAUUGCUCCAAGGCCCGCUGUGAAGUGCAGUUCUCUCCACGUUGUCCAGAAGAUUCCAUUCUGAUCGAGGGCUAUGCUCCUCCCGGGGAGUGUUGUCCUUUACCCAGCCGCUGCGUGUGUGACCCUGCGGGCUGUCUGCGCAAAGUCUGCCAGCCGGGAUACCUGAACAUUCUAGUGUCAAAAGCUUCAGGGAAGCCGGGAGAGUGCUGUGACCUCUAUGAGUGCAAACCAGUUUUCAGCGUGGACUGCAGCACCGUGGAGUGCCCCCCUGUCCAGCAGGCUGUGUGCCCCCUGGACAGCUAUGAAACUCAAGUGCGGUUCACAGCGGACGGCUGCUGUACCCUGCCAGCAAGAUGCGAGUGUCUCUCUGGCUUAUGUGGUUUCCCCGUUUGUGAGGUGGGAUCUACUCCCCGAAUAGUCUCUCGUGGAGAUGGGACACCUGGAAAGUGCUGUGAUGUCUUUGAAUGUGUUAAUGAAACAAAGCCAGCCUGCGUAUUCAACAGUGUGGAGUAUUCCGACGGAGACAUGUUUCGAAUGGACAACUGUCGAUUCUGCCGAUGCCAAGGGGGCGUCUCCAUCUGCUUCACUGCUCAGUGUGGAGAGCUGACCUGCGAAAGAUACUACGUGCCUGACGGGGAGUGCUGCCCUGUGUGUGAAGAAGAUCCCAUCUAUCCUUUUAACAACCCCGCUGGCUGCUACGCCAACGGCCAGAUCCGCGCCCAUGGGGACCGGUGGCGGGAAGAUGACUGUACUUUCUGCCAGUGCAUCAACGGAGAUCCUCACUGUGUGGCCACGGCCUGUGGGCAGAGCUGCAUGCACCCUGUGAAAGUGCCUGGGGAGUGUUGCCCCGUGUGCGAAGAACCAACCUACAUCACAAUUGAUCCACCUGCGUGUGGGGAGUUAUCAAACUGCACUCUGAAAGAGAAGGACUGCAUUUAUGGCUUCAAACUGGAUCACAAUGGCUGUCGAACCUGUCAGUGCAAAAACAGAGAGGAACUGUGUGUAGGCCUUAAAAAAGCCUGCACCUUGGACUGUCCGUUUGGCUUCCUCACCGAUAUCCACAACUGUGAGCUCUGUCAGUGCCGCCCACGGCCCAAGAAGUGCAGACCCACGAUGUGUGAGAAGUUGUGUCCACUUGGAUUCCUGAAGAAUAAGCAUGGCUGUGACAUCUGUCGCUGUAAGAAGUGUCCAGAGCUGCCAUGCAGUAAGAUCUGCCCCUUGGGCUUCCAACAGGACAGUCAUGGCUGUCUUAUCUGCAAGUGCAGAGAGGUCCCUACUUCAGCUGGGCCACCUGUCCUGUCAGGCACAUGUCUGUCCAUGGACGGCCAUCAUCAUAAGAAUGAGGAAAGCUGGCAUGACGGAUGCCGGGAGUGCUACUGUCACAACGGAAGGGAGAUGUGUGCUCUCAUCACCUGCCCGGUGCCUGCCUGCGGCAACCCCACCAUUCGUCCUGGACAGUGUUGCCCGUCAUGUGCAGACGACUUUGUAGUGCAGAAGCCAGAGCUCAGCACCCCUACCAUCUGCCAUGCACCCGGAGGAGAGUACUUCGUGGAAGGGGAAACAUGGAACAUUGACUCCUGUACACAGUGCACCUGCCAUGGUGGCCGGGUGCUGUGUGAGACCGAGGUGUGCCCACCACUGCUCUGCCAGAACCCUGCACGCACCCAGGACUCCUGCUGCCCACAGUGUACAGAUGAACCUCUUCAGCCUUCCACAUCCCAUAAUGAGAGCGUGCCUAGUUACUGCAAAAAUGAUGAAGGGGACAUAUUCCUGGCAGCAGAGUCCUGGAAGCCUGACGUUUGCACCAGCUGCGUGUGCGUGAAUAGCAUGAUUAGCUGUUACUCUGAGUCUUGCCCUUCCGUGUCCUGUGAAAGACCUGUUUUGAGGAAAGGCCAGUGCUGUCCCUACUGCCUAGAAGACACGAUUCCAAAGAAAGUGGUGUGUCACUUCAGUGGGAAGGCCUAUGCUGAUGAGGAACGGUGGGACAUUGACAGCUGCACACACUGCUACUGCCUACAAGGCCAGACCCUCUGCUCGACUGUCAGCUGUCCUCCACUGCCCUGUGCCCAGCCCAUCAAGGUGGAAGGAAGUUGCUGCCCCAUGUGCCCAGAAAUGUAUGUGCCAGAGCCAACCAAUGUGCCCAUCGAGAAGAAAAACCAUCAUCGUGGUGAGAUUGACCUGGAAGCUCCCAUGUGGCCCACCCCAAGUGAAAAUGACAUCAUCCAUCUCCCUAGAGACAUGGGUCACCUCCAGGUGGAUUACAGAGAUAAUAGCAGGCUGCAUGCAAGCGAAGACGCAUCACUGGACUCCAUUGUGUCAGUUGUGGUUCCCAUAAUAAUAUGCCUCUCCAUCAUAAUAGCAUUCCUGCUCCUCAACCAGAAGAAACAGUGGGUACCACUGCUCUGCUGGUACCGGACACCAACUAAGCCUUCUUCCUUGAAUAAUCAGCUGGUAUCUGUGGACUGCAAGAAAGGCACUCGAGUCCAGGUGGACGGUUCCCAGAGAAUGCUAAGAAUUGCUGAACCAGAUGCACGCUUCAGUGGCUUCUACAGCAUGCAGAAACAGAACCAUCUACAGGCAGACAAUUUCUACCAAACGGUGUGAACACGGGCAGCGGCAUGGAUGAGAUUCUGAAAGACAGGAAACCGACAAAAAUCUGCUUUCUAAAGUAAACUAGAAUUUGUGCACUUGCUUAGUGGAUUGUAUCGGAUUGUGACUUGGUGUCCGGCACUAAGGACCUAACUGGGAUGGGCUCUGUCUACAGCAUUGUGCAGGACAAGCAUCCCCACCUGGCCUCAAGAUAAAACUGACCACCACGUGUUUUCAUAGAACCAAAGUUGUAAAACUUGCUAAAGUAUAUUUGCUUGUAAGGUAGCGGUAUAGACAUUUGGGGGUGGGGACGGAGCGUUUGGUGGGGGAGUGG